Auxenochlorella protothecoides is the source of this 2124-nucleotide messenger RNA. Its product is annotated as AP-1 complex subunit gamma-2. Gene Ontology annotation, biological process: receptor-mediated endocytosis; Golgi to vacuole transport; intracellular protein transport. The transcript has 13 exons. The record is from RefSeq and is a predicted model, not a curated record. The coding region runs from base 1 to 2124 and encodes 707 amino acids. Gene Ontology annotation, molecular function: clathrin-cargo adaptor activity. Lineage: Eukaryota; Viridiplantae; Chlorophyta; Trebouxiophyceae; Chlorellales; Chlorellaceae. Gene Ontology annotation, cellular component: membrane coat; Golgi apparatus; AP-1 adaptor complex.
AUGACGAUGCGACUCAGGGAUCUGAUCAAGCACGUCAGGGCAGCGAAGACAGCUGCGGAGGAAAGGAAUGUGAUCGCCAAGGAGAGCGCUGCUCUGCGCAAGGCCUUCAAGGAGCAGGACAGCACGUAUCGCCACAGGAAUGUGGCAAAACUCAUGUACAUACACAUGCUGGGCUACCCCACCCACUUUGGACAGAUGGAGACACUGAAGCUGAUCGCCUCCCUCGGCUUCCCCGAGAAGGCAAGCUGUAGCCUGCUUUGUUGCUUGGCACAUCGACUGGGCUACCUGGGCUUGAUGCUGCUGCUGGACGAGCGCCAGGAGGUGCUGAUGCUGGUGACCAAUAGUCUGAAGAACGACCUGCACAACAGGAACAUGCUGAUCCAGGGGCUAGCGCUGUGCGCUCUGGGCAACAUCUGCUCGGCGGAGAUGGCGAGGGAUCUGGCGCCUGAGGUUGAGAAGCUGAUGGGGUCCAUCAACCCAUACCUGAGGAAGAAGGCCGCCCUGUGCGCCAGUCGGGUGCUGCGAAAGGUGCCGGAGAUGCUGGAACCCUUUGCGGAGCAGGCGGUCGCCCUGCUCUCUGAUCGGAACCAUGGCGUCAUGCUUGCGGGUGUCACCCUGAUGCUGGAGAUGUGCCAUGCCGACCCAGCUGUGGUCACCCUGUUCCGGCCCCAGGUGCCGCGCCUGGCCUCCCUGCUGCGCUCGCUGCUGGGGUCCCAGAGCUACGCCACGGACACUGACGUCAGCGGCCUCACCGACCCCUUCCUCCAAGUCAAGCUGCUGCGCCUGCUGCGGGAGCUGGGGCGCGGCGACGCCGAGAGCAGCGACGCCAUGGGCGACGUGCUGGCUGCCGUGGCAUCGAACACCGAGUCGACGCGGAAUGCGGGGAACGCCAUCCUGUAUGAGUGCGUGCAGACCAUCAUGGCGGUGGAGUCCAUCGGCGGCCUGCGGGUGCUGGCGGUGAACACGCUGGGCCGCUUCCUGGCCCACCGCGACAACAAUAUCCGGUACGUGGCGCUGCACACGCUGGCGCGCGUCGCGGCGCGAGACCCCGGCGCCGUCCAGCGCCACCGCGCCACGGUGGUGGACUGCGUGCGCGACGCUGAUGCGUCCAUCCGCCGUGCCGCGCUGGAGCUGGUCUACUCGCUGGUGAACGAAGGCAACAUCCGGGAGCUGGCCGCCGAGCUGCUGGACUACCUGGCGGUCUGCGACCCGGGGUUCAAGCCCGACCUGGCCGCCAAAAUCUGCGUGCUGGUGGGACGCCACGCCCCCGACAAGCGCUGGUACCUCGACUCCAUGGCCAAGGUCUUGCGCCAGGCUGGCGCGUUCGUCACCGAGGAGGCGGUGGCCGGGCUGGCGGGGGACCGCCUGGUGGAGGCAAGGGGCAGGCUGGAGGGGGAGGACGCGGCGCAGGUCUCGGCCCAGGAGGCCUUUGACGCCCUGCGCGCCAUCCUCACCCGUCACGGCUUUGGCGACUGCGUGCUGGCCCGGACCAUUGAACGCGUGAAUGGAGUGACGCUGACGGCGCUGGCCAAGCUGGGCGUGCGGCUGCCGGCCCUGGCCCCCCAGGUGGCGGAGCUGCUGGACCGCUUUUCGCGCGCGCCCGCGCCGGAGGUCCAGACCCGGGCGGUGGAGUAUGCGCGCCUGGCGGCGGCGCGCGGCGGUCUGGCCGGCGCCGUGCUGGAGCCCAUCCCGGCCGCGGAGGGCGGUGCGGGGGCCGAGGACCUCGCCCUCGUCCCGGCCGAGGGCGAGGAGGCCGCGGGGAACGGAGGUGGGACGGGUGGGGCGGGGCUCCUGGGCGCCGACCCGGCGGCUGACCUGGCCGCGUUGCUAGGCCUGGACGCCGGGGCUCCUGCUGCCACCAACCUGCCGGCGCCCGGCGCUGCGCCGGCGCUGGCCGGCUGGUCGCUGCAGGCCGCCGUGCCGCGCUUCGCCACGCUGCGCCUGUCCCCGCCCAGCGGCACGAGCCUGGCCGGCCCGGGGCAGGAGCUGACGCAGCGCCUGCACGUGGUCAACUCCGCGCCGGGCACCAAGCCCCUGGUCCUGCGACUGCGCCUCGCCUUCCAGCGCGACGGCGCCGGCGUGACCGACCAGGUGGAGGUGGGCGGGUUUCCACCCGGGUUCUAG